Paramecium octaurelia is the source of this 527-nucleotide messenger RNA. Lineage: Eukaryota; Ciliophora; Oligohymenophorea; Peniculida; Parameciidae. The record is from the annotation of a GenBank genome assembly.
AAUUAAUAUGAGCGCUAAAAAGAAUACAAAUCAAUUCGAAGAAGGUUCAGAGGAGGAUUAAAUCAAAAAAAAAGUAAAAAAAAAUGAAGAGCAAAAGAAAAGUAAUGAUAAGAAUGACGACGAAUUUGAAGUCGACUCAGAAUAGGAGGAAGACGAAGAAAUUGAAGAUGAUGGUAAUUAAUUCUAACUAUAAUUUAGGUAUCCAAACCUCUUCACAUUCCAGCAUAGAUGUUUAGGCUUAUUUAUAACAAAGAGACUAAAUUCCUGAUAGUGAUGAUGAUGAAGAAGAAGAUGAGGAUGACAAUAAACAAAAACAAAAGAAAUAAACUCAAACCAAAUAAAAAUAAUAGAAAGUAUCUAAGAAAAAGUAGGAUGAUGAAGAUGAUGAUGAUGAUGAAGAUAGUGAUGAUGAUUUAGAGGAUGAAGAUGAGGAAGAAGAUGAUGAUGAUGAUGAAGAAGAUGAAGAUGAAAAACCACCUUAAAAGAAAUAAAAAGUUUAAUAAUAAUAGAAGAAAAAAAAAUAAUGA